AUGACUACGAUCUUCGAGCCCCUAAAACCAAUAGCCGACCGGAUCUACCUCUACAAACCCUCUCCGGAGGCAAAGAUCGUCCCUGACCCUGACCCAACCGCCCCAUCUCUGGUAACUCUUUGUACCUGGGUUGGAGGAGCAACAUCCCGACGAAUCAACAAAUACAUAGUCAAGUACCGUGAACUCUAUCCCAACACCGCGAUACUUCUCAUCACGACCGAUUUUUCCAAUACGGCACUUCGUCCUUUUGCAUGGAUCCGAGCUAGUCUUGAACCAGCAAGGAAUGUAAUUCGGCAAAUAACACGGGAGGUUGAGAUAGAGAUCGGCAAUAAGCAAGAUCAUGACUUGACUACCACUGCCACUGGUAAUACUCAACGCGGCAUAUUACUUCAUCUAUUCUCCCACGGUGGAGGCAACACCGCACUCCAACUAGCCUUAUCCCUAAAAGAAGAAGAAGAAAACCAAGGCAUCCCAAACCCAUUCGCCAACUUGAAUCUCAGUCUCAUUCUCGAUUGCUGCCCCGGAGACGACGGGUUCUCAAGAGCAUACGCAGCAGCCCGAACAUCUGUACCCGAAACACCUGUCUCACAAUUCCUAGGCAAUACACUACUCUACCCAACCGUUGCAGUGAUAAAUGCUCUCCAACACGCGCGCCUUAUGCGAGCGAUACGAGACCUACGAGAGCAAUUGAAUGAUACCUCUAUCUUUGGAGCGGGCACUAGGAGACUAUACAUGUAUAGUAAGGAAGAUGCAAUGGUACAGUGGGAGGAUGUGGAAUCGCAUAUAGGAGAUGCGAAGGCUAAGGGAUAUGAAGUUGAUAGUGCGUAUUUUGAACAUGGGACACAUUGUGGCUUGAUUAUGGAGGAGACGAAUCGGGGACGGUACUGGGGGAUGGUACGGGGGUUUUGGAAAGGGGAAGAUAUAGUAUCAGAUCUAGCUUUGGAUGAGGGAGAUUGUGGAGAUAUCCGCAGUCGAUUGUGA
Messenger RNA from Penicillium angulare, 981 nucleotides. RefSeq lists its product as uncharacterized. The coding region runs from base 1 to 981 and encodes 326 amino acids. The transcript has a single exon. The record is from RefSeq and is a predicted model, not a curated record. Lineage: Eukaryota; Fungi; Ascomycota; Eurotiomycetes; Eurotiales; Aspergillaceae.